This is a messenger RNA of Pelagomonas calceolata, 1976 nucleotides long. Lineage: Eukaryota; Pelagophyceae; Pelagomonadales; Pelagomonadaceae. The record is from the annotation of a GenBank genome assembly.
GUGCUGUUUGCAAAUAGAAGCCCGCGGCUUCGGGCUGGCGGCCAGCGUGCUGCCAGUGUCGUCGUUUGGCCCUUGCUGGAGGCUGCCCAAACGCCACGAUGAGGGCCGCAUUGUACAACGAAAGUCGCGCGCUGCGCCUCGCGAACCAGGCCGACUCGCGGCGAAGCGCGGCCUGCCUGCCGCGGGGCUGCGACUUCGGGACGGAGGACCGAGCAACCGAAAGCGGGGCGCUGCCGCGGCGCGCGGGGCGACCGCGACCGGCGGGUCGCAGCAUCGAUGCCGACGACGGCGUGCCGGCGGCGUACCUGCGGCCGGCGGGUCGGAGGGCUCCGGUCGUCGACGACGCGCGAGACGACGACAUCGUCAUUAUUGUGAGAGGCGGCCGGCGGCGCGAAGCUGCCGCUGAGCAGCGCGUAGUCUACGUCGACCAGGGUCCCUCGACGAGGUACGACGAGAGGUACGCCGACGACGAGGAUUUCGUCGACGCGCGUGAGCCGGUCCCGCCGCGACGCUGGGACCUGCCGCGCCGCGACGUGGCGCCGCCGGCGUUCUUCCCGGCGCCGAUCCGCGACGACCGCAAGGCUGUCGCGUGGGAAGUACCGACUUCCACGGAGCAGCGCGCGCGGACGGCGUUCGGCGCCGGCCGACGCCUCGCGCGAGCGCGCGGUCGGCCCGCGGAGGAACCGCUGCCUGCGCCGCCACCAAAGGCACUGCCACCAACGCCACCGACGGCACAGACGCCGCCGGAUUCGUCCAGCAGCGACGACGAGCCCGCCACCUUGAACGAAAGCGACGUCUUCGAGGCGACGGCGGGCGCGAUCCGCGAAGUUGAUGCCUUGCGCGCCGCGGCCAUCGACGGGUCUCUGACGCUGAAGAUGACGCGCGCUGCCGUCGUAGACAGACUCAAAUUGGGCGCGGGCGGCGACAGGCUCCUGAAGAGGACCUACAAGGAGUGCAUGAAGGCCGCGAUGCUCGAGGUCGCGGGAGCGUUGCAGCUGGACCAGUCCCCUGCUGUGCACGACGCGAUGUCGCAGCUGGGGGCGAUCUUGAAUGUGUCCGAGCGGCCGGCCGAGGCCGCCGCGGUGGACCUGGCGCUCUUGGACGAAAUUCGCGAAGAGCGAUCCGAGCAACCUGCCGUCACGGUGGACCUCGCCGCCGACGACGAGUCGGCGCCGUCGAGCAGCACGCCCUCCGUGACGUCGGCCUCGCCGCCAGCGUACCCUGAGGAGCCGUUCUCGCCGGCGUGGGCGGACUUGACGCUGGCGGCGCCGGCCGUUCCCGUCGGCCUGGGACCCCUCCCGCCGGACUCGGCCCUGGCGGCGCGGGCGGCGAUGCCAACGAGCUCGUCCUCGUCCUCAUCCGACGACGACAUGCCCUCGCUGUCGAGCAGCGUGGCGUCGCCAGCGCCCGCAGCUGCGUCCCCGGCCGGAGCCCCGACGUCGGACCACGCACGAUGCCGGACCACGCCCGAUCCAGCGGGGGCCCUGCAGUUCGAAGCGACGCCGACGUCAGCCGCGGCGGCGGAGCUGGAACACUCGCCGGCGUCCGUGACGACGCCAUCGUCGACGCUGUCCUUUGCCACGCCGGUCGCAGGAUCGCCGGGCCGCGGGACGCAGACGCAGCGCGCGGCCACCACGUCGCCUGUACGCGGGACGCAGACUGAAACGCCACGACACGCGGCGGCGACGUGCGGCACGCAGACGCCGCCGCCUCAGGUCUACGUCGCCUCGCCGGAGAGCGUCAUGCGGAGCGUCGCGGCGGCGUCGGCGCGGCCGCGCGCGGUCGAAUUGGAGAAGUCGAUGCGAGAAUUGGAUCUCCUUGUUGGCGAAUUGGAACGCGCCGCCACGCGGGCCUCGCCCGCGACGACGGCGUCUCCGAUUCUGUCGCCGCCCUCGGACGCGCAGAUUGAGGAGCGGCUUUCUUCCGCGCGACGGCAUCGCGCUGAAGCUGUCGCGACUAAGGAUACUGGUUUGUAA